AUGCCACGGGGAGGACGUCUGCGGCUCGCGCGGACCGUCCGGGCGGUGCCGGGGAACCCACGAAAGGAGACGUGUGGAUCGGUGCGCCCCAGUGUGGGGACGGAACACACCCAGGGACGCUCCUUCUCCCAGCCUCCGACCACCCUCCAACCUCUCUUCCACACACAGACUUCGCCACUCUCUUCUCGGCCACUCUCCGCCCCCGGGGCCCGCCAGCACCCCAUCCCGCGCCGGGCUCCCGGCCGCUCCAGGCCCGGUCCCAGCGGCCGAGGCCCGUCCACCGCCCGCUGCCCGCGCUCCACGGCCUCGCAUGCCGCCGGCCUCCCCGCCUCUCUCGGCACCGCGAGGCCCAGGCUCCGGCCGCCGGGCCCCGCCUCCCCCCCCCCCCCCCGCACGGCCCCGGAGAAGCCCGAGGGCGCCCACGGCUCCCGAAGAUGCAGCCCGGAGCCCCCGCGGCCGCUCUCCGCGCAGGUGCCCGGCUCCUCGCUCCCCGCCGAACCGCGGCCGGGGACGCGAGCGCCCGACUCCCCUCCGCAGGCUCGACCCGCGCGGGCGGGCUGGGCGCCGGGCUCUCCCAGAGGCUCACCCGCGGGCGCGCCUGGGGGCCCGGCGGCCUCGGAGGGCCCUCGGGCUGCUGCCAGAGCCUGUGCGGUAGGCGACGGGGCACUUCGGAGACCCCCUGGAGCCCUCUCCCAGCGGUGGACCGAGGGGAAACAAGAACGCUUUUUGCAGUAA
Messenger RNA from Enhydra lutris kenyoni (northern sea otter), 735 nucleotides. RefSeq names its product vegetative cell wall protein gp1-like. The coding region runs from base 1 to 735 and encodes 244 amino acids. The record is from RefSeq and is a predicted model, not a curated record. NCBI's taxonomy places the organism in Eukaryota, Metazoa, Chordata, Mammalia, Carnivora, Mustelidae. The transcript has 2 exons.